This is a messenger RNA of Paramuricea clavata, 1211 nucleotides long. The record is from the annotation of a GenBank genome assembly. NCBI's taxonomy places the organism in Eukaryota, Metazoa, Cnidaria, Anthozoa, Malacalcyonacea, Plexauridae.
UGCUUGCACUACCAAUGACGAGAAACCAAACGAUAAUAUCCUCCUUGGACUUGCGUUGGCCAAGAUAGUAUCAUUUAUAGAAAGAAAAAAACUAGACAAUGACGAAGGAAAUCCAACUAUAUUCAAACUAGCUGACCUUGUGAAGAUGUAUGCCUUAAACCUUCAGCAACUCGGUUUUGAAAACAGCAAAAUUCAUUCCACAGAUUUGAAGAACAGAAUUCUAACACAAAUACCAAAUCUGCAGUCACACAAAGAAGGAAGGGAUGUUUCUUUGGCUUUUGACAAAGAUAUAGCACUUGUUUUACAGCGAGCAAGCAAAUCAUCGAAUUGUGAUGACGAAGCCAUUAUUCUUGCUAAAGCAGCUCAAAUAAUUCGCAGAGACAUUGAAAAGAGUAAACUUCCUGAGUUUAAUAGGACAUUUGAUGAAACUGUCAACAAAACUGUUUACCGCAGUCUGUGAUAAGAACGGUCUCAAUGAUUCUUUCUGGCUCCAAUCAUAGCUCAACAAUAGAUGAAAAUCAAGCUGCACUUAGUUGUUCUCAGCUCUUAUUUUUUAACAGUGCUUCCAAGAAUCAUAGUCCAAAAGCAAAGAAUAUGUAUCACAAGCGCGACAAAGAACCUCCUCUUCCAGCAUAUCUUGGUCUACGGUAUUGUUGCAUCUGUAUCCUCAAGAUUUGAGGAAGAAAAAGUUGUUUGUUCACCAACACUUUGUAAAGACCUCUUUACGACGGGGGCAGUUGACAAUAUCGACCACAAUCCCUCGUCCACUACUGCACAGGAUUCCUUUCAUGGGAUAGGAAUAUCUCUGUUUCAACAUACUACCAGUUCUGUAGGAGUACCCAGAGAUGCCGUGGGCAUUUGUGGCGAACAGAGAGAAAGAAAAAAAUCCUUCCCGAUGACUACGCUAGCGUAAAGCCACUGACUCUACUUGAAAAAGAACCAAAGGUAAGUGGUUGUGAUGUUACCACAAUUGAAAUGACACCUCAGUUCGAACAGGAUCACACAAUGUAAGAAUUUAAUGUUUUACAAUUCUCCACAAAGAAAUGGAGUUAUGUCAUUACGUUCAUCUUAUGGUGCCUUUAUAUUUCUUUUUCAGAUGGCUUGAACCUGUUAAGUCGAAAGUAGUUACAGAUGAUCUACAAGAAACAGAUAUGGAAACUACACCUAUGUCAUGGGCUGCAUUCCAUGCAAGCAACAGAGAAUGUACAUAG